CACGACACACACACACACACACGCAAGAUGGGUUCCAUCGGAGAGCGUCCGAGACUCGUCAUCACGGCCGGGACCGAAGACGGAACCAAGAAAAGAAAAGACAUAAUUCUAAGCCUCCUCUCGACCUCGCCACCGUCCCCUUCUCCCCUUCGGCCGGCCCACGCCCAUUGUCUCCAGCCCGCCACAAGCCUCCGACCCGGCAUCACGGGCAAAGCCAAAGCCAGUGGCGUCAAAGUAUCCGUCCGAAACCGACCGCCUCCCCGUCCGAAUACAAACUCUGCUCCAACGGGGCAUUUGUCAGGGGGGGAGGCAAAAGGGGGGGUGUGCGUGUGUGGCCCGCGGGCAGAUUCCUCAAGGGCAGAUUCAUCACGGGCAAAACCUGCGCACGCGUCCGGCUGGGAGAUGGGUGAGGGAUUCGCGUCUUCUCGUAAAGUCGCCGGAAUGGGAUGGAUACCGGCGAGCCAUCCAUGCGUGCUGGGCUCGUGGAGACGGACCCGAGGCGCUGGCUGAGCCCCAAGCCUCGAUAUCACGGACUGGGCCGUAAGGGGGAAAGCC
Ilyonectria robusta is the source of this 555-nucleotide messenger RNA. RefSeq lists its product as uncharacterized. Lineage: Eukaryota; Fungi; Ascomycota; Sordariomycetes; Hypocreales; Nectriaceae. Bases 28 to 510 code for a protein of 160 amino acids. The record is from RefSeq and is a predicted model, not a curated record. The transcript has a single exon.